Messenger RNA from Rodentolepis nana, 2196 nucleotides. The record is from the annotation of a GenBank genome assembly. NCBI's taxonomy places the organism in Eukaryota, Metazoa, Platyhelminthes, Cestoda, Cyclophyllidea, Hymenolepididae.
AUGCCUCAAGUUCGAACACGUCAACGUGCGAAAAAAUCUAAAUAUUUUGAGAAUCAUUCUGACUUGGAUUUAUCAACGGCAAGUAGUAUUGAUGAGUUUUUACCAUCUCCAAAAAUAAAGACCACCCUUCGAAGAACUGCCAGGAAAUCCAAUGCUAAGCGCAAUUUAAAGGAGCCUACCGAAUCUGCCCCAAAGGCCGUCAAAAGAUCCACCCGAACAGCAAGGAAGAAAAUUAAAAGUGAGGCAGCCUGCUUGGAGCAGAUAAAUAGUGCCAGCGAAUCUACCGACGAGGAUGAAUUUGAAGAAGUUCCCAAUCUUUUGAAUGAUGACGUCAACGUUCCUAUAUCAACUCAAAUGGAAAUUGAAUUUAUGGGUAAACUUUUUACAAAAGACGAAGAAGAAUUAACGGAAGUCGUUGAUAAGGGGGAGAUUAAAGUUUCUGUGAGUACUGUGAAGACAAAAUCAACUAAUCGCGAUCCAGAAGUGCUUGCUGCUUUGGCGAAUGCUCGAGAACUUCGACAAAGGGCUCGGUUUGUUCACUCUUUUCAUGUCAUGUGUUUUCUCACUCUUGGUCGAUUUAUAAACCGCCUUUGUGAUGAUCCACUUAUUCGUGCUCUCGGACUUUCGCUAAUUGAAGUGUCGGAGGUUAAAGAUGUUUCGUCUCUACGAUUUCUAGUUUUAUCCUUCGUUUCUCUCAUUAAAGCUAGUCGUGAAGUUAAAGUUGUCGACAUGAUAGAAGGUAUUCAGUCACGAUUGAAAGAUGGAUUCUCUUCGGCGGAUGAUUGUUGCAUCCUAAUGGUUGCUGGAUUACGUGCACUUGGAUUUGAUACGCGUCUUGUUCUUGCCUUUGCACCUCCUCCCUUGAAACCCCCGAAAUCCAAACCAAUUAAAACCCUCAAACCCCUUAAAGAGACGCACAGUGAUAAAAUAAUCUCCUCUGAUAGUGACGAUGAUAUACAAGUCGAAUCAAAGUUCAUGUUCUCUGCUGAAGUCUACUUAUCCUCAGAUCGAAUCUGGUAUAGUUUGGACUUGUCACCUCCCGUUGGCAAAGUCACUGCAGAAUUCUCUUCCUCCCCUUUUCAUUAUCCAUACGUUGUGGCUUUUACUUCUACAGAGAAUGGUUAUCUUGGUAGAAGUCCUAUCGAUUUAGCCCCUCGUUACGACCCAACUUGGAUGUCUGCUUCUCGAUGUAAUCGCAUCCCUGAUGCUCAGUACCAACAAUUUCUCUCGUCGAUAAAAUACUACUGUGAUGGCGACGUUGUAAAUCUUCGAGAACGCGACAACACUAAGGCGGAGGAACGCAGAGAUACGGCAGAUACAGAAAGGACGUUUGAUUAUCUUCGAACUCUUCCCUUACCAACUAAGGUGCAAGAUUUUAAGAAUCAUCCACUGUAUGUUUUGCGAAGGCAUCUUCUCAAAUUUGAAGUGAUUUAUCCGGACGAUGCGCCUGUAAUUGGAUUUUUUAAGGUGGGAGCGAAGGCAAAUCAAAGUACUGAGCCGGUUUAUCCACGGGAAUGUGUUCACCUGUGCCAUACAAGAGAAUCUUGGUUAAAAGAAGCUAAGAUUGUACGAAUUGGGGAGAAGCCAGCCAAAAUUGUGAAAGCUAUGAUGACAAUAAAACGAAAGCUACUGCAAGAUCAAGAUGGCAAACAACCGAUGGUGGAAUUAUUCGGUCCAUGGCAGGUGGAUGAUUACGUGCCUCCGGUUGCGAAGGAUGGAGUUGUUCCUCGCAAUGAACACGGUAAUGUGGAGCUCUUUAAGGCUUGUAUGCUUCCAAUUGGAUGCGUUCAUAUCAGGCUACCUGGCAUUCAGCACAUUAUGAAGCAACUGCAUAUUGACUUUGCCCCAGCGAUGAUCGGUUGGUCUUUCGGUAAAGCCGGUUGGGCCCACCCUGAAUACGAUGGUUUUGUAGUGUGUAAGGAGGUCCUACCGGCCCUCCUUGAUGCAUGGCGAGCUGUUAAGAUGAAUGCAGAGGCUGCAGAAGCUGCAGAUCGAAGUGAACGCGCUCUUGCCAACUGGAAAAUACUUACAAAGCACCUUCUCCUUUGGCGGCGUGUUGAGGAACGAUUUCAGCUGUCUAAGUCGGCUCAUGUUAAACCCAAGGUGGGUUCUAAUAAACAUUACUUUCGUGUCAUCGAUUCUUUCCCCUUGUCUCUCCAUAGAGAUUGCUUAGGGGCUGUGUUAAUUAUUUAUUAG